Messenger RNA from Lucilia sericata (common green bottle fly), 968 nucleotides. Its product is annotated as heat shock protein 27-like. Lineage: Eukaryota; Metazoa; Arthropoda; Insecta; Diptera; Calliphoridae. Gene Ontology annotation, molecular function: protein folding chaperone. Gene Ontology annotation, biological process: protein refolding; response to heat. The record is from RefSeq and is a predicted model, not a curated record. Bases 156 to 743 code for a protein of 195 amino acids. The transcript has a single exon.
CCUUAGGCAAAAGAUCUUGAGAAAAUUUCAAUUCAUUCAGUUGCCAAACCUUUUAAUCACCACACACGAGUGAAACGAUUUUUAAAUAAACAGAUUAUUAAGUUUUAAAAAAAUAUAUUUAGUUUUUUUUUGGUUUAUAACAGAAUAAAGUACAAAUGGCACUUUUGCCAAGCAGCUAUUAUCGCGAUCUUGCGCGUGAAUUCGAUCGUCCACGCUAUUAUCCACCAUACGAUUUUCAUUUGUAUCCCUACCUUUGGGAUGAUCCGCGUCUGUUGUGGCCCUCUAGUUCGCUGCUAAGACCAAUGGACGAAUUAGUAACGCGUCGUGUACGUAAUCAAUACAUUCAAAAUCAUCUACUUGACUGGUCGUAUCCUCUGGUCUGGGAUAAUUUCUACAAUGGUGAACGUGUUCGUAUCGAUGAAAAGGGCUUCCAAGUUAACAUCGAUGUGAGCCAAUUUAGGCCUCAUGAGAUUGAGGUAAAGACCAACGAUGAUUAUAUCAUUGUAGAGGGUAAGCAUGGCAGACGCACGGACAGUGGCAACAGUUAUGUGGAACGUCGUUUUCUACGCAAAUAUCUUUUGCCCAGAGGCUUUGAUCCCAACGAUGUUGUUUCGGAUUUAUCCACAAAUGGUUAUUUAACCAUAAAAGUUCCACCGCCACCACCGCCUAAAAAAACAUUUAAGUCUAUUGAACGCCAGGUGAAAGUCAAUGAAACGGGAAAAUAUGCUAUACCUUGGAAAUAAUUAAUCACUCGACAUGAAUAGAUGGAUAGCAGAGAGAGGCGUAACGAAAUGAUUAGAGAAUAUUCUAUUGGCAGGCAGCUUUAGUGAAAUCAGUGAACAAUGAAAAGUGCAAGUGGAUGUGUAUUAAAAAUUAAAUAAUUUAUAUACAUUUUCAUUAACCUUUGUGGCUUCUUUGGGGGUCACAUUCUGCGGCUCAUUAAUAUAAAAAUAAUAAAAUUCGUGAAA